CCUUUGCGUCCAGAACGGCGUCCCGGCGCUUCCGGGUCGGUGUCUUUGCCGUCCCGGUCAUGCCGAUGAGGGUUCGCCGGUCACAGCGCGGGGCCAUUGGCCUGUGGCCCUGUUCACCUACGUUUGUCAGCUGAUUUCUAGAGAGGAAACGGACACGCUGAAAUUGUCCCUUUCUCAUAACUAUGGCAAGCCCAUGACACGGACUUCUCAGUUGACAGUCCUCUGUAGAGAGGCCAUGAGAAGACUCAAUUCACAACCAGUCGGAAUCUGCAAGUUCCAGAUGAAAACAAGCAGCCAUUAACGUCCCCGUCUCUGCCUGCCCUAAGGACACUGAGCGCACGCGCUGGGAUCCGCGCAAAGGCGUCUGGGAGUGCCUCCUGGACUGCGGCUUUCUCCGUGCAUUGUGGGAGACGUAGUCCAUCAUGCCUUCCCUUCUUUGUGGGUACACAGGAAAAAGUGAAGUCCUUAAACUGCGAUUCCCAAGGCGCAUGGGGCUUCCCAGGGUGCUUUGCGAAAGCAUGGCGGGCAAGAUGUGAAUGUCAAUAGUAAGGUAAAUAGGGCGUUUUAAUUCCAGAGAGAAAAAAAAAAUAUAAAGGCGUGCGUAACCUCUCGGAGAUUUUUCAUCUUGAUAUCCGCCUAACACACUGCGGAAUGUGAAUGACUGGAUUUUAUGACUCGUUCACUUGAGUGUGUGAAUUACUAAGCUUUAGAAGUUGCAGUCCCGAAGCCCCGCGGUUUUUGUGAACAUGCUUUGUGCUUUUCUACGAGUUGUGCAGCAUAUGGAGAAGCUGCCCGGGUGUUUGGGCGGGCAGUUGCUGCCACACUUUGUGCACACCAAAGCUUGCUUGAAGACUCAGCCUUUGAGAUGGGGGCUGCUCGAGCAGAAGAAAACGGUGCAUCCUAGAACCGUGCUUGGAUUCACCCGGAAAACCUUCUGGACCCAAGGACCAGACCCCCAGAAAGCGAAAGAGGACAGCAGCAAGCAAGUGUCUGUUCACGGAAAUCAGAGAGGAGAAACCGGCCUCUCAGUGUCUCAGAAAGUGAAAGAAGCCGGAAGAGACUUCAGCUACUUGAUAGUGGUGUUCUUCGGCGUCAGCAUUACAGGUGGCUUGUUAUAUACAGUUUUCAAAGAACUGUUUUCUUCAUCCAGUCCUAAUAUCAUCUAUGGGAAAGCCUUAGGAAAAUGCAGAGCACAUCCUGAGGUGAUCAGCGUGUUUGGUGAGCCUCUGAAAGGCUACGGGGAAAUGUCAGGACGUGGGCGGAGACAGCACGUCAGUUUUGUUGAAUAUGUAAAAAAUGGGCUAAAGCGCAUCCGUGUGAAAUUCUACAUUGAGGGAUCUGAACCAGGGAGGCAAGGAACUGUGCAUGCAGAAGUGGAAGAGAACCCACAGAGUGGCCAAUUUGAAUUUCGAUACGUAUAUGUGAACGUGACUCCCAUGAGGUCUAUUAUCAUUGAAGAUAACCGUUCCCAAGAGAGUUAGAAGAAUGAAGCCAACCCGCUGCCUUCUGCAAGGAUAAAGGGGUUCAUCACACUGUGCUGUUCUUCACAACUCUCAGAAUCUGUUCAGAAAAAUAAGAAUAAAAAGUAUGUCACACAGAGAGUGAGAGUUCAUGAGUUUGGACAAACCAAGCUCAGAUUUUUCUUGUGAAAAUCGUGAAAUGUAGCAAAUUUUACAGUAUCAUAUCAAAUUGCCAAUCAUGACAGUAUUUCAGCUCUAUGUUCAUGAGAAAAUUUUGUUACUGAAAUUUAUACACCACAUCAAUAAAAGUGCCAGUAUUUUA
Arvicola amphibius (Eurasian water vole) is the source of this 1782-nucleotide messenger RNA. RefSeq names its product translocase of inner mitochondrial membrane 21 (gene Timm21). Gene Ontology annotation, cellular component: TIM23 mitochondrial import inner membrane translocase complex. The coding region runs from base 747 to 1481 and encodes 244 amino acids. Lineage: Eukaryota; Metazoa; Chordata; Mammalia; Rodentia; Cricetidae. The transcript has 6 exons. Gene Ontology annotation, biological process: protein import into mitochondrial matrix. The record is from RefSeq and is a predicted model, not a curated record.